Molecule: messenger RNA, 1014 nt
Organism: Cavia porcellus (domestic guinea pig)
Lineage: Eukaryota; Metazoa; Chordata; Mammalia; Rodentia; Caviidae
Gene: Cavporv1r636
Product: vomeronasal 1 receptor cavPorV1R636
Exons: 1
Coding region: 1-1014 (337 amino acids)
Biological process (GO): G protein-coupled receptor signaling pathway
Cellular component (GO): membrane
Molecular function (GO): pheromone receptor activity
Source: RefSeq, marked provisional
AUGAGGCUGGGUCAAAGAAAUGAUAGUCACCAUACUUUAAACGAAAUUUUAGAAGAAAAUGACAAAAUUCCUUCCAGGGAUUUGGCGAUAGGGAUAAUGUUUUUGUCACAGACUGUGAUUGGAAUUCUGGGAAAUUUUUCUCUUCUUUAUCGUUAUUUUUUCCUUCACCAAAUGGAAAGCAAAAUGAGGCCCAUAUAUUUGAUUCUCAGGCAUUUGUUUAUAGCUAAUUCUUUGACUAUUCUUUCAAAAGGACUUCCCCAAACAAUGGUAGCCUUUGGGUUGAAGCACUUGUUUAAUGAUUUUUGUUGCAAACUUAACUUGUAUGUGCUCAGAGUUGGCAGAGCUAUGUCAGUUUCUACCAUGUGCCUCUUGAGUUUCUUCCAGUAUAUCACUCUUAGCCCCAUGAACUCCUGUUGGAAGAAUCUUAAAAUCAAAGCUGCCAAGUACAUUGACUUUUCCAUGUCUCUCUGCUGGUUGCUACAUAUAGGGAUAAACUCUAUUUUUCCUCUGUAUGUGCUGCAUAUAUCUAAAAAUCCAGAAAGCAGAAACAACACAAGUAUAAGAUAUAUGGAAAUCUGUUCCAUUUUAGAUUAUGGGACAAACAUGGGCCCAGUCUAUAUUGCAUUAGUAGUGUCCCCAGAGGUUUCUUUUAUUGUGAUCACAAUAUGGGCCUGUGGCUCAAUGAUUCUUCUCCUGUACAGACAUAAAAUGCAGGUUAAGCACAUUCAUAGCUCUAAUGUUUCCUCCAGAUCACCUGAGUCGAGAGCCACCAAAAGCAUCCUUUUCCUGGUGAGCACCUUUGUAUUAUUUUACAUCAUCUCCUCCAUCUUUUACAUUUUUGUUGCUCUAUUUUAUAAUUUAAGUUGGUGGUUGAAGAACAUUUCUGGCAUAAUUUCUGUGUGUUUCCCAGUGAUCAGCCCCUUUCUUAUCAUGAAACAGAAUUCCUCUAUAUCUAUGUUCUGGUUUGUCUGGAUAAGAAACACAAAAUUUCCCUUUCUCAUGAAAAAUACAUAA